AUGAGCGCCGCUCCAUGCCUAUAUGGCUCCAUGAACGCAUCCCGCAUCGUCGUGGCGGGACCUCUCUGCAAGGGCAAUGUGUCCGAUGUGUGCGUCGUCGACUCCAAGUGUGCCCUAGUGACCAAAAACAUCUCGAGUGUCGGCAUCGAAGGAACCAUCACCAUGACAUACGUCAAUGGCUACAAGACCGGAUGGGACUCUGUCGACGCGAUCGGCGAUCUCUCAAACUUGUCCACCAUUGGCCUAUCGGUGGUCAACUUUACAAAGUUGAACAUCGAUGCCAUCACUUUCAGCAGGACAUUGCAAUACUUGUUGUUCGACAACAUGUCCAUCCCUGUGAUUCCAGAAACGUUAAACUACACCGAUCGCUUAGGCCACUUGCUGUUUAUCGAAACCAACACGUCCAACAUUCCCAAGACCUUACCCGUGAAUCUCUUUGACUGGACGUUCUUGUACCAGCCAUUGAACACCGAUACGUUGCCCAAUAUCCCGUAUUCGGUCCAAUACUUGGACUUGCACGGCAAUGAAAUCACCAAUUUGACCUACCACAAGCUGGACUGGACCAACAAAACCCACGUGUUUUUGCACAAGAACAAGCUCCAGGAGAUUUCAAACGUCAAGUUCAAGAAGGGCAUGCUCAAAUCCUUCGUCCUGUCAAAUGCCAACAUUUCGCACUUUGAACUCGACCUGAACUCGUUUGGGGCGCUCGACUCGCUCGGCCCGUUCCAAAUUCUCAACCAAUCGUUCUUUGAUGCCCAAGAGUACGGCUUCAGGAUGAACAUCAGCAACAUCACGCAAGAUGCCCAGAAAUGCGAUGCUGUCAAGGGCGUCGUGACCGAACUCUGGUCGUUGCACGCUGCCAUCAACAAGAAAACGUACUCCGUGUGCGUGGUUACCCCACCGCCUGCGGCCACGACGCUGUUGCCCACGCCAGCUCCAACUGUCGCGUCGUCGUCCAACACGGGACUCAUUGUGGGCGUGGUGGCUAUCGGGGUCGUCAUUUUGGUGGCUGCCCUGUGCUUCUUCAUCCGCCGUCGCAACCGCAAGUCCGACGCCGAGUUUGAAUACCAACGCGAAGGCGGCAAGUCUGCGGGAGGCACGACGAGCACCCGUUUCAUCACGGACAACACGGCCACGGGUAUCGACAUGUCGGAGCUGACGCUGUACCGUCUCAACCAGCAAGACGUGGUGCCGCAAAAGAAGAUUGCAUCUGGCGCGUACGCCCAUGUCUUGUACGGCACGUACAAGGGCACGCCCGUGGCCAUCAAGAAACUGCUCAGCUCUCGCGUGGGAGUGUCGGAAGUGCAGGGCUUGAUUGACGAAAUCAAGCUGCUCGCGAGCUUUACGUCGCCGUAUGUGGUCAAGCUGGUGGGGUGCUGCUGGGACCAGCCGUCCGACUUGGAGUGCGUGCUCGAGUACAUGAACGCAGGCGACUUGCGGGACAACUUGAUAGCGCGUACGGCAGUAGACUUUACCUGGAACGAAAAGAUCCAUGUGAUUGCCGCGAUCGUCGAUGCGUUGGCGUAUCUCCACUCGAUGCCAGUGAUCCACCGCGACCUCAAGAGCCGCAACGUCCUCCUGGACUCAGUCAAGUCGGCCAAGCUCACGGACUUUGGUGUGUCGAAAGAAGACACACAAGAGACCAUGACCGUCGGCGUCGGCACAUACCGGUGGAUGGCGCCCGAGAUCCUCCAGGUGAACCACUACUCGGUGGCUGCCGACAUGUUUUCAUUUGGGAUGAUCUUGUCCGAGCUCGACACGCACAACAUCCCGUACGCUGACGUGACUAACCCCAAGAACGGCAAGCCCCUCGUGGACACGGCCAUCAUGAGCAUGGUGAUUGCAGGCACGAUCAAGCCGACAUUUUCGCACACCAUGCCCGAGUGGGUGCGGGACAUGGCCCAGCAGUGCAUCGCCACAGACCCCGAAGACCGCCCCACGGCCAUGAUGCUGUCCAACGUCGUGCGCAAGCAGAUCAAGCGAGAAGCGCAUCAACUAGGAGUCUAGCGUUAACCGCAGUCGGUUGCAUGUACUGUACCUGUGCUCAGUUGUCGAUGUUUGUAGACGAGCUGGGGUAACCACCUCCCUCCUUUAUGUAAUAAGCUC
Messenger RNA from Aphanomyces astaci, 2106 nucleotides. RefSeq names its product TKL protein kinase. Lineage: Eukaryota; Oomycota; Saprolegniomycetes; Saprolegniales; Verrucalvaceae. Gene Ontology annotation, molecular function: ATP binding; protein kinase activity. Gene Ontology annotation, biological process: protein phosphorylation. The record is from RefSeq and is a predicted model, not a curated record. The transcript has 10 exons. Bases 1 to 2007 code for a protein of 668 amino acids.